GUAUAAAUAAAUCAAUCUAACAAGUUUGAUUUAUUUUCACAAUAACGUUGCUAUGAUAAGUUUGGUGUUGGUUCUUGCGGUUGUCGGGUCCGCUUUAUCUUGGCGAUGCAAUCCGCCGACAUGCAAUGGUGCUCAGCAUACUAUGUGUAGAUAUCGAUCAGCAUGGCCUGCAGCAACCUGCGGUAAAGUACAAUCGAGUUCUUUGACCUCGGGCGAAAUAAACGAAAUUCUUCGAGCACAUAAUGACAAGCGGGCAUUUGUGGCAAGAGGCGCCGAAAGGCGAGGAAUUGCUGGCCCUCAACCCGCUGGAAGAAUCCCGCCCCUGACGUGGGACAAUGAACUGGCACAAAUUGCUCAGAGGUGGGCUAAUCAGUGCCAAUUUGGUCAUGACACAUGCCGUAAUGUUGAUCGCUUUCGAGUCGGACAAAACGUCGCUAAAAUGAUGUAUAGCAACAAUUAUCAUGUUAGAUUGUCAUACUUGGUGCAACAAUGGUACAACGAAGUGAAGGAUUUCAAUAGGAACUACGUUCGCAGUUUUCGAUGGCAAUCUUGGCCGCAAAUUGGUCAUUAUACUCAGCUUGUUUGGGGAAAUACUAGAAAGGUUGGUUGUGGAGCCAUCAGGUACAAAGAUUGGUACUGGUACACUACUUAUUUGGUUUGCAACUAUGGACCUACUGGAAAUGGGAUCGGUCAACGUGUUUACUGAAGUUUUUCAUGGUUUUAUGUUUUUUAUAGUUUAAUACUCAUUUUCUAUGAUCUGUGAUCAAAUAAAAGAACUUUUGUAAGGAUAA
Molecule: messenger RNA, 791 nt
Organism: Cotesia glomerata
Lineage: Eukaryota; Metazoa; Arthropoda; Insecta; Hymenoptera; Braconidae
Product: venom allergen 5-like
Exons: 3
Coding region: 53-706 (217 amino acids)
Cellular component (GO): extracellular region
Source: RefSeq, a predicted model, not a curated record